Messenger RNA from Lachancea mirantina, 1221 nucleotides. NCBI's taxonomy places the organism in Eukaryota, Fungi, Ascomycota, Saccharomycetes, Saccharomycetales, Saccharomycetaceae. The record is from the annotation of a GenBank genome assembly.
AUGUUUUCGAGGAGUUCACAGGUUGUUGUAGCAUGUGUGGCGUCUAGAUUCGGCGCAGCGGUUUUUUUCCCGCUUCUCCAGCAACAAUUGGAUCGUUCUGUCGAAUUUUCUACACCGGUGACUUCUUAUCGAAGUUUGCAAGAAGGUGUGUUUUUGGCGCAACGAGAGUUGCCGGUUUAUGAUGGAGGUGUGGUCCAUCAGGCUCCGCUGUUGGUGGCGGCUAUGGCAUGGGUUUCGGGUGAAACGCUGCGUGCACUGGCGUAUGCGUGUGUCGAUGCGAUGAUCGCGCAUCAACUGAUGGUCGCAGCACGAGUACUGCGCAAGCGAGCUGGUGGAGUCAGCGCAGCCGGAAUACCGGCUAACGCGGCGCUGCCUCAGCCAUGGAUCGUUGGCGCGUUGUACGUCCUGAACCCGCUCGUUCUUUUAUCCACUCUAUCACGAUCCACACUCGUGUUCACACACCUCGCAGUGGCUACUGCGGCAGUCGCCGCGGUGCAAGGACGUUCCGCAUGGGCCGGCGCAGGCGUCGCUGCUGCCGCGUACCUAUCGUUAUACCCACUUUUAUUGGUUGUCCCCAUAGCGGCCAUAUUGCCCAACAAACGUUGUGCAACGGUGUGUACCGCCGCGUGCAUUGCCACGCUGCUUCUCUUACUUGUGUCCAGCUACAGAGUCUCCCACGACAGCUGGCAAUACGUUUACUCCACGUACGGUGUCGUUGCGACGUUUGGCAAACUAGUACCCAAUUUGGGCCUAUGGUGGUACUUUUUCGUUGAACUCUUUGAAAUGUUCGUGCCCUUUUUCAAAGCCGUUUUCAACCUGUUUGUUGUUGCAUGCAUCCUACCCUUUUCACUGCGAUUCUACAAACAGCCCUUCUAUGCAUUCGUCUUAUGCAUUGCGUGGAUAGCAUUGACCAAACCUUAUCCGACGCUUGGUGACGCCGGAUUCGUACUCAGCUUCUUGCCGUUUUUCCAACCGUUGUUCGGGUAUUUCCGGUACUCGGUUGUCACUGCGCUGUUACUCGUACACGCCAUCGUGCUUUCGCCCAUCUUCUACCACCUGUGGGUGGAUUUGGGUUCCGGUAACAGUAAUUUCUUCUAUGCGAUUUCUCUCGUGUACGCGCUUGCCCUGGCGUCGAUGCUCGUCGACUUAGUAUGGGCCAUGUUGAGAACCGAAUACGAUGCCGGUAAACCCAACCUCACGCUCAAAAUGACUCCCGUGUGA